AGCAUUGUCUCGUGCGUAGUCCUUAACAGUCAACAAUGCAGUCGGGAAUGUGACGUUAGUUCAUUGCGGUAUAAAGUUUGGAUGAGACACGUUCAUGGAAUUAAUUACAAUUGUUGUGGAGGUUCCGCGCACGCAUGAGCAUCAUCAUCGCGCAGCGCGCACUCGCACGACUACAACGCGCCUAGUUUUUUUACAUUCAAUUUGCACUCGACCGUAGCUGCGCGCGCGCAUUGUUUUAGUUUUAAAUCGGCCCGCUAUCGCGAAUAUUCCUCCAAGUUUGAUAAGAUCAUUAUAUCACCGUGAUAAGAACAAUCAAGGACUGAGUUACGGACGAAACCGUAUAGUUCACCUUCCAUAUGUGGCACCUGUUUGAUUAUUUUCAAGUGUUUAUACAAUAGAGUUUUAAAACGUGAAUUUGUGGUGAUAUUGGUUUAUCGGAUGUCGCGGCACGCACCAUGGGAACGACGAAGAGAUUGAAGAUAACUGUUGUUGGAGAUGGUAUGGUUGGCAAGACCUGCUUGCUAUAUGUAUACACUAGAAAUGAAUUUCCUGAAGAAUAUGUGCCCACGGUAUUUGACAAUUAUGUCGGCCACAUCACCGUGGAUGGAGAGGACGUAGAAAUGGCGUUAUGGGAUACAGCUGGACAAGAAGAUUAUGAACGGUUAAGACCACUAUCAUAUACGCAAACGAACUGCUUUUUAGUAUGCUACUCUGUAGGGAGCAGAUCAUCUUACGAAAAUGUAGUACACAAAUGGUAUCCUGAAUUAAAGCACUUUAGUGCUUCUGUACCUAUCGUCCUAGUAGCUACUAAAAUUGACUUGAGGUCUUCGGAUAAAGCCGUUGUCACAACUCAAGAAGGAAAGAAAUUAAAGAAAAAAAUCCGAGCAGCCCAUUUGGUUGAAUGUUCAGCACUAGAGCGGAUAAACAUGGACGAAGUAUUCGAGGAAGCGGUGCGCGCGGCCCUCCGCAAGAAACCAGUCCACAAACGCACCUGCCAAUAUCUUUGAUGAAGAAAAACGCGACACGAUUAAAUAUUUUAUUGUUUGUUACAUAAAAAUGAAAAAAUUUUACUCUAAGAAUAGGGAUUGCUUUAGAGCAAACAGGGCAGACAACAGCUGCGGCAUUUUCAACAGAACGAUGGUUUUCGCUCGACGAGUAUUAAUUUAUUAUAGGUAUUGACUUAUUUGUUAGUAUUGUUGCGAGAUUUUAUGGAAAAACUAAAUGUUUACAAUGUUUUAUAAAAACGUCAAACGAAUAUAAUCAAGAUUGAUUUUACUAUAAUAUACCUUACAUUUGUAUAGUAUAUAAUAAAUUGUUUAAAUUCUAGGCAUAUUUGAUUGUUUGGUUAAGUUUUUAAAUGAUAAAAUGAACAUAUUAUUAUAUAAUAGGUAAUCACCAAAGUUUUAUUCGUAAAUUAAUAUAAGAUGAAAUAAAUGUAUUGAAACUUCACAAAUGAAUCUAACAAGUAGUUGAGUAUUGCACUCUUUUCUAUACAGCUGUUAAUAUUCGAUGUAAACACGAAGAACAUAACAAAAUAAACAGAAUAAACGCUUAUUUCAAUCCACAA
Bombyx mori (domestic silkworm) is the source of this 1567-nucleotide messenger RNA. RefSeq names its product ras-like GTP-binding protein RhoL (gene RhoL). NCBI's taxonomy places the organism in Eukaryota, Metazoa, Arthropoda, Insecta, Lepidoptera, Bombycidae. The transcript has 5 exons. The record is from RefSeq and is a predicted model, not a curated record. Gene Ontology annotation, molecular function: GTPase activity; GTP binding. Gene Ontology annotation, biological process: small GTPase-mediated signal transduction. Bases 456 to 1007 code for a protein of 183 amino acids.